Molecule: messenger RNA, 4015 nt
Organism: Saccostrea cuccullata (small rock oyster)
Lineage: Eukaryota; Metazoa; Mollusca; Bivalvia; Ostreida; Ostreidae
Product: mucolipin-3-like
Exons: 15
Coding region: 40-1872 (610 amino acids)
Cellular component (GO): lysosomal membrane; plasma membrane
Molecular function (GO): NAADP-sensitive calcium-release channel activity
Source: RefSeq, a predicted model, not a curated record
UCAGCUGACUUUCAUUUCGAUGACCAUGAAAAUGAUUGAAUGGCAGACAACAACAAGGAAUUAGAAUCUAAGGAAGAUAAUUCCAGGGUGUCUUGUCGCGUAAAGGGACAUCAAUCACGUCUUGAUUUACAAACCAUUAAUUUACCUCGGUCAACGGGAAGAAUAAACGAAUUAACUCACAUGGCAAGCACCAAUACUCUCCCAAAUGACAUUGACAAUACUGCUGGACAGACAACAGAGGGCCCUACACCAAAGAAGACUUUGAAGAGAGUGGCAUCAUUUUACACUCCAUAUAUGGAGGAUCGCUUGAGAAGGAAACUCAAAUUCCAUUUCAUGGGGCCACAUGAAAAAUUCAAAGCUAAAAGGAAGUGUCCCUGGAAGCUUGUUCUGCAGAUUUUUAAGGUCUUUCUAGUAACAGCUCAGCUGAUUAUGUUUGGAUAUGAAAGAGCUUUAUUUGUUGAAUAUGUGGAGUUGAACAAUAUUGCCAUGAAACACAUGUACCUGCUUAAAUGGGAUCCCAGCUUUGAGACAAUGCCUUAUCCUCCAGCAACGGGGAGAUAUGCAAUCUACAGUGCUAAUGACCUUAUAGAUCAUGUCAACUUUGCUAUGAAACAGUUCAACCAUACAGAGGAACUGACACUUGGAUCACUAAGAUUUGCCAACAGAACAAAAUACCUGAACAUGUGUGUAGAGGAGUAUAGGGAGGGAAGGGUGUAUGACAAUAACACCUAUGUAUUCGAUCCCAAGGUUACCACAGAUUUGUUCAAUCUUGAGCCUGUACCUGUAUAUAAUGAAACAUCAAACAGUACAGAGCUUCAGUACGACCUCCUGGCUAUCCUGAAAAACCAGAACAGAACCUUGUAUUUUGAUAGGGUAAGUCAGGGGAGACAACAUUCCAGUAGAAAUAGAUCUUACUUCCUUAAAAUUGUGUUUGAUGACAGUAAUAAAGACGGUCAGAUGGUGGUGGGUCUUUUCUCUUCACUGGAUGAAUUCAAGUGCAGUGGGAGGUUUAAAAAUACAUCUGAUGAUGAGGCAGACAAGCUGGGACAAAUGUUUUUUGGAUUAAAACAUGCUUAUAAUGAAGAAACUGUGCAGUUCUUUAAGACCCGUUACAGGAAGGAUCUCAGUUUCUACGACAAGUUUGAGUUUGUUAAUCUCUGGUACGUUUUGAUUGUAAUUAACGACAUUCUGACUGUGGUGGGAUCAUCCUUCAAAAUUCAGCUGGAGAGGAGGCACGCCCAGAGUUCAUCAGAAAACUAUGACCUUUGUGCACUAAUGCUGGGAACUGGAAGUUUGCUGGUGUGGAUGGGAGUUAUUCGAUACAUUGGCUUUUUCAAAACUUUCAAUAUUUUGACUGUGGUGUUGAAGAAAGCCUUCCCGGACAUGAUGAGGUUUUUGGUGACGACUAUGAUGCUGUACCUUGGUUUUAUGUUCUGUGGAUGGGCUGUGUUAGGACCUUAUCACAUCAAAUUCCGUCACCUGAGUACAGCCUCUGAGUGCCUGUUUUCAUUGGUGAAUGGUGACGAUAUGUUUGUGACGUUUUCUGCCACCGUGACAGAGGACACAUUAGUCUGGUACUACAGCAGGAUCUACCUGUAUUUAUUUGUGUCGCUGUUUAUUUAUGCUGUCCUGAAUCUCUUUAUUGCUGUUAUCCUCGACACGUAUGAAACCAUCAAGGAGUACUAUGAGAAGGGCUUCCCUAAGAGUGAGUUGUUUGAGUUUAUUGAUGAGUGCGAGGAUUCUCCAGACUCGGAGCUCUACAGAGGGGAGGAUCAAACAUGUUCCUGUGGUGUAUUGUCCCUCCUCUGUUGCUUCUGUUGUAAAAAAAAAAAAUCAGGCAGCCCUUCAGAGUACACAAGUCUUCUCCACUGACCAGAAUCUGACGAUCAGCCAAUCAUUAUAAAGGAGGUGUGUCCUAAUCUGACAAUCAACAAAUCAUUAUAAAGGAGGUGUGUCCUAAUCUGACAAUCAACAAAUCAUUAUAAAGGAGGUGUGUCAUAAUCUGACGAUCAGCCAAUCAUUAUAAAGGAGGUGUGUCAUAAUCUGACGAUCAGCAAAUCAUUAUAAAGGAGGUGUGUCAUAAUCUGACAAUCAGCAAAUCAUUAUAAAGGAGGUGUGUCAUAAUCUGACGAUCAACAAAUCAUUAUAAAGGAGGUGUGUCAUAAUAUUCAUUUAGGACUCAGUAACCACAGCCUAAGUACAGGGUACUGUACUACAUAGCCUCAACCUUCAUAGACCGCUGAACAACGCAACUCAGGUCAAUAACAUUCCUAAAAUGGAUAUGUCAAGCUUUAAUUCCAUUGUAAUUGCAAUAUGACUGUUAAGUUUUGAUAUGUUGCCAAUAUCUUAUAUUUUUAUGUAGGUUGUAGUGUAUGGUGGAAAAAUGGUGCUUUUUUUAGUUUGUUCAUAAAAUGUGCCUAAGGAUUAUUGUCUACUUGCUUGUUUUAUUUGAUUGUUGUUAGAACAGUAGAUUUUGAGAUUGAAUUUACAAGUAUACAUGUAUUUAAAAUUUGUAUGCAGUUUGAAAGUGUGGUCAUUUGUGUCUAAUGCAGGGUACUGACUCUUAAACUAAGUUAUUAUAGUAUUUAGAUAUCAAUCACUUACAUUAAUUAAUUGUCUCUACAUGAAUUGAACUACAUAUACAGUAUGUUAAAAAAAUCUUAUAUUUAUAUUGCAAAAAGAAUUCUUGACAAAAAUUCAUAAAAAUCCAAAUAUUUAAUGGAAAAAAUGUUUGCAUAAUGGAAACCUUAAAUGAAUUGCCAUAUGAAAAAUGAUGGCAAGUACAUGUAUAAGCUUAUAUCAACAUAUUUCUUCUAUCUUCUUGUACGGCUGAUAAACUUGCAUGAAUGGUAUCUUUGUUUUUACCGAUUCUGUUUGCUGUGCUUGAGACAAGAUUAGAUUUUUUGGUUGGGGGGUACAGGAUUAGAAUGAAUGUUUUCUAUAAUUUGACAAUUUUUUGUACAGUGUGUAUAUUUAUCAUUUUGUCUUUGCAUCAAAGAUAUAGUGUGGUCAAAGGCUUUGCAUAAUUAACAUUACUGUAUCUGGUUUGUUACACUCAAAAUGCUUAGAGUACAUGUACCAGUAAUACGUAUAUAGUCAUCAGAUUUUUAUCACCCAUCAAAAGGGUAGGGGGUAUUAAUUGGGGUCUUUCCUUUCUUCUGCCUUUCAUACAAUCUGUUUGUAAUUGUUAAGUUUUCACAGAACAUUUCUUAUAAUGCUUUAGCUUUUGCAAUGAAAUACAAGUCCCUCAGACUUAAAGAAGACCCCUAUUGAUUUGAGGUCAUAGGUCAAUGUCAGAAAUAAUACAAAUGUAUUUGCAUGGCAUAAAAUGGCUUUCAGAUGUAAAUCUACCUAAAUAAUCUAUAAAAUCAGAUUAUGACCCUUAAGACCCUGAUUAACUUUAGGGCCAACUGUGAAAGAUUUAGAUUCAGUUACAAAGGUCUUCAACUAAACCAUGGCCCCUAUUGAUUUUGAGGUGAAGGGGCCAAGGGUCAAAUGACAAAUUUUAUAAUAGUAGAUUGUUACAUAUAAUCUUGAUAAAAUCACAAACUGCUUUCCUUCAACAGGGACAAAAAUUCUCCUGGUUUAGCUUUUUUCUCAGAAAAACUUCACAUCAACAAUACAAAAUCAAAUAUUUUGUAUUAAUUUAUUGAGAAAUCAUUAAUAUUCUCCUCAUCCUAUCUCCAUUCCUGACACAUAACUUGAUCUAAUGAUACAUUGCUUUGUUAAUUUAAGUACAAACUUCUUGUAGGAAACAAGUAUAUAUUUUACAAUAUGCAAAUUGAAAUUAUGCAUAACAUAUGAAUGUUCAGUAUUGUUAAAAAAAUUUAAGUUUUUAAAUUCAAAACAUUCUUUUGUUCCUCAUUAAUUCUAAUAAUGAAAAUUAUAAAAUUCAAAGAAAAAAAAUCAUGUACAGGAGUACAAGCUAAUGAUUUGGUAGGUUACCAUGAUUUUAUUGCAAAACAAAGAAGUAUAAAGUAUUAUGCUAAAGUAAUCCUAUGUUCAGAGAAAUAUU